AUGUCUGCGCUUCCCGAGAAUUGGGAGUGGGAUUACGAUGGAGAGAGUCAAAGAUGGUUCUACCGCUACAAACCCACGGGGAUUACCCAGUUUCAUUUUCCCCAGCCUGGCGACGAGUUUCCCCAAAGCAUAGACGAUAGCGCCCCCAUCGACCUGGAGCCCGAGGAAAGACUUGUGAGCCAGUUACAAGUCAAAAGGAGGAGUACCGUCGGCGAGAGGAUCUCUACUGCGAAAGCAAAAAGCACCCUGGCAAAGGCUACGAUUGCCGAGGACGAAGAUGGAUCCAGCGCUCCUUGGUUCCAGCCUGAUAUCUUCAUGUACAUGGGACCGGGAGCUUACGAUGACAUAAGUCCACUGCAGGAAGAUGAGGAUGAUCUACCGCCAAAGAAAGACUCUGAAACUGGCCAGACAAAUCCUCCAAAGCCGACUUCAGCGCCAGUUCCAGCUCGGUCGCCAGCUCCGCCACCGACCUCAGAGGUAUCACCGCAGCAAUCGAAUAUAUCACCGGUUGUAAGCGCCGAAACUACUCCACUCGUUGUCCAAAGCCUCCCUGUCAUCGAAAGCCCGCCUGUUAUCGAGAGCCCGCCUGUAACUCAGAGUCGGUCUUUGAUCGAAAGUCACAAUGUAAUUGAGAGCCCGCCAGUCAUAGCCCAACCUGCGCAUGAAAGUCGACCUCCUGUUCAAAGCCCACCUGCUCGUACAACCCAAGAGGUCGACAGUGUGCAAAUUUCGGAAGUCCAUGGAGAAAGUGCCCCUGUAGUUGACGCAAUCCCGUUACUCGACAGUCGCCAGGUUGCAUACACACCGGUUGGGUUCGUGGCCGAGCUUCCCAGCGAAUUGACUGGGCAAUGUCACGAGGAUAUAAACCCCACGCCGGUCGAAUUGCCAGGCAACGACAUCAUGAUGGAUACUGGCCCGCCACUGAUUUAUGCCAACGCCUUUCCUCUGGCCCCUUCAGAGUUGCAUUCGGAAGCGAUACCCCCAAGUCGAAUGCAUCGAUUGGGUAGCACAGAGCAAAAAACACUGUCGUCCGGAUCUCCGAGCCUCAACAACCAGCAAGCAUCUUCAGAUCCUCACCGGCCUCCUCUCCGCCAGAACUCGAUGCCUCAGCCGGCUCCGGCCGCUACACAGCAGAAUUCAGCAAGAGAUCCGUAUCAGGGACAAUACCGGCCGUGGAAUCCAACCAUCAACACCGUUGCCGAGGAAGCUCCCAGACAGGCUCCGGUCGGAGAAAAUAAGAGACACUCGCUCGCAGGACCACCGCCAUCCAAUUGGAGACGGCCAGAGAUUCCUGCCGCCUUGUCAGCGCCAAUGGUUUCACCGAAGCAGCCAGUGGAUGACGAAAGCACACCACCCGCCCCUGGAUAUGGAUUGAGGCAAGAGAAUACUUCCUCGCCUCCACAACCGGGCAACGCUUCAGGGCUCACUCAUGUUCCGUCGGUUCUUCAGCCUGCCCGAGGACGCCCUGUGCUCACGAAAUCCCGCCCCCAAAGCAAGAGUCCGCCGAGUCAAGGCCCACCGAGCCACAGCACAGACACCAAUCAGAGGUACACGGCCUACAAACCUACCUCGUGGGAUUUGCAGCGAGACAUUGAGGAAACCGUUGAGAUGUUGUCUAAAACAGGCUACGGCCAAGCAGCUGCCGAUCCGGGAGGUCCAGAUCGGCCUGCGUUUCCGAGAACAAGCACUGCCCCAGGCGACUCCAUGAUCGGCUCAUACUACGCUAUGCGCCCGCAGAUCCCUCCGUCAGCUCCUAGCGCGCCAAGCGCCCUGCAGAAUGUUAAGUCCCAACCAGCUUUGUCUUAUCAUUACAACAUCAGCGAGGCAAGUACGACAAGAUCCCCGGAUUUUGUUGCUCCCCUCCCGCCCUCAAGUCCCGAUGUCCCGCAGCCCUUGAAGCUCACCCGUAAAUCUCCUCCUCCUCCUGAUAUCCAGAACCGUUUGCCAACCGUAUCAUCUACUCUUAGGCCCCCAGCACCACCUACCGAAGUUUACAUAGUGUCCCGGGAGACCACACCAGUGCCAUCAGACCACCAGAUGGCAUCCGUCCCUGCAAUGAGCACGCCAGAAAUACAGGCAACUAGGGUCCCGGAUCCUGUCAGUCCACCGCAAACGCCGCCUUUGCCGUCGAAGCAUGCAGCAACUACUCCCUCCAAGCCAUCGUUUCCCAGUUUUUCUGCUCGAACUUAUACGUGGGGCAAAGGACAACAAGCAGCCGAACCUGGGGAUUUACUCGGUGUCACGGCACAGCCCUUGGCGAAGGUUCACUCGGGUCCCGUACCUGGUCAGAUCUCAUCGCCGGACACAACGAACGUUUACACUCUUGACAACACGCCGGUAAUGCCAGCGCCACAGGGUCCUAUCAGGGAUGUUGGCACACCUCUACAGCAUAUUCUUCCGCGCGAAUCAUCGAUGAAUCAGGACCAUGGACAGUUUUCAAGUGCGGCCAACAAACGUCAAUCUUUGCCCCCGACGACUAGGCCAACGCCGUGGCAGGCUCAAUACUUUCAGUCUGGUGCUGGAGAAAGCUCGAAUCUUCAACCUGGCCCUAACGAUGGAGGGUAUAUGAAUCCUCAGUCAACAACAAGACAAGCACCUAAUCACAGCGGUGCUCGAGAUUCAUCUUCCCAAAUUCCGAAUCAGCACGGUCCGCCUCGACCACCAAAGAUGCCUCACACACCAAAAUCACACAGCUCGAAUCUUCGUACCCCUCCGCCAUCUUUACCGCCGAAAGCACCAACAUCAGGGACGCCUCCCGUGUCUAAAGCGACUCCAUAUGUUCUCCCAGCUGGUCAUCAUCCGCUCAGCUCCCACCCAGUGGAUCUUUCACAAAUCCCGCCUUCAGUAUCACCAGCGCCGCCAAAAUCAAAUUGCCAAGUUCCGCCAGCUGGUGCUUCCCCGCCCUCGUCGACAAGUAAUAACCGAUACAGCAUGUUUAUCAGCCCUGAUACAGAUCUUUCCUCUCAACCACCGCCUACUACAAACAAACGCUGGUCCAUUGUCGGAUCACCACCGCAAAUCACAAACCUACACACACCCCCCAACACAGACGACCGUGUGCCCCCCGGCUUAGUACCCAAAAGAACAGCCUCUUUACGACGGACAACACCAACUCCAAACCGGUCUUCCCCAGCACCACCAUCUCAACCGCAAAAAUACACCGCAUUCACCCCACCCACAUCUCCCCCAUCAACAAACAUGAACCCACCAGGAGCUCGAGCCCAGGCAGCACCACCGCCCCAACCACAGCAAUUUAUCCAACCGCAACGCAUGUUCUCCCCCCCACCGCAGCAAGAACCACAAAAGAGCUCUUUCUUCAACAUUGGGAAACUUUUUAGGAGUGAUAGUCUGCGCAAAGGAGGUGGGGGGUCGAGCAGUCCGGGGAUGAAACUACAAAAGAAUGCAAAACACGCCGGUGGUGGUGGUGGUGGUGGCCAAAUGCAGCAGGGCGGGCGAACACUGCAGAUGACGGCGCAGGUGCCACACCAUCAGCAACCGGUUCAGCACUUGCAUCAGAAUUCUCAGCCGUCGUUGUACCAGCCGGGGAAUUAUCCACCUUUUCCUUCGCAGGGUUUCAACGGGGGGGGUAAUAGCGGGGGGCCGUUUUUUGGUAGUGGUGGUGGUGGGUUUAGCGGGGGUGGAGGCCGGCCGUUUAGUAUGGUUAUGGCGCCGAGUGGUACCGGUGUGGGAACAGUGAUUAGGUCGCCGGGACAGAUGCCGAGGAAUAGUCGUGAUGGUGCUGGAUGGGGUUAUCAGUAUCGUUAA
This is a messenger RNA of Podospora pseudopauciseta, 3765 nucleotides long. RefSeq lists its product as uncharacterized. Gene Ontology annotation, molecular function: protein binding. The transcript is spliced from 2 exons. Lineage: Eukaryota; Fungi; Ascomycota; Sordariomycetes; Sordariales; Podosporaceae. Bases 1 to 3765 code for a protein of 1254 amino acids. The record is from RefSeq and is a predicted model, not a curated record.